This is a messenger RNA of Penicillium cinerascens, 1170 nucleotides long. Its product is annotated as glycoside hydrolase family 16 protein. Lineage: Eukaryota; Fungi; Ascomycota; Eurotiomycetes; Eurotiales; Aspergillaceae. The record is from RefSeq and is a predicted model, not a curated record. Bases 1 to 1170 code for a protein of 389 amino acids. Gene Ontology annotation, molecular function: hydrolase activity, hydrolyzing O-glycosyl compounds. The transcript has 2 exons. Gene Ontology annotation, biological process: carbohydrate metabolic process.
AUGUGUGAGUGUGGCUACUCGGUCAACUCCACUUCCUCUCAGCACCAGGUCUUUACCGACCUGAUCGAGUCAGACUUCCUGACUAUCCAGGAUAUCUUCCAUGACACGGACUGGCAAAUUCAGGAAUACGCGACCCCACAUGGCACGGAUGCCGGCCCUUUUGGAAUGAAUAUGACUGGCGCCAAUGUCAUCUCCAACCCUCUCAAAGAUAACUCUACACUCUCCAGUCCGAGCAAACUCGGCGGUGAUGCGGGUCUGCAGCUCUGGGUUCGCGGGGGGAUUCCAUCUAACGGCCUGGUGCCCUCAGCUGAGAUGCGGACAGUUCGGAGAGAUCUCAACUACGGUUCAUUCCGCGCCGCUAUGAAGUUGACUCCAGUGAAUGGAACGUGCAGUGCUGUCUUCUCUUACUACAAUGACACUCAAGAGAUCGACGUGGAACUUCUCUCCUACCAAUACAUCAACUACACCACCUCCAGCCAAGCCAUACCGUCCUCACCCAUCAACCUCAUCUCCCAUUCAGAUCAGUCAAUUCUCACCGAGUAUUCACGGCCGAACACAACCUGCUACGGCAAACCCAUCCUCCCCAAUUCGCUGACUGAUGAGUUCCACGAAUACCGCUUCGACUGGAUGCCGGACCGGGUUUCCUUCUACUUCGACGGGCAGUGGCUAUGGGAUCUCAUCGACGACAUACCAACCUCCAGCUCUGCUAUGUUCUUCAAACAUUGGAGCAAUGGCGCUGUCGGUUGGUCUCAGGGUCCUCCAAUGAAAGAUGCCGUCACGACAAUCGAAUAUUUCAAGGCAUACUUCAAUAGCAGCGACCCGCAGCGCAACGUUGAUUACAAAGGUCGCUGCAAGGAUCCAUCAGCUGAGGGUGCUGUCUGCAUUAUCCCCGACCAGACCGUCCCACCAGAUCCUUCUGUCGUCCCACCUGGACUAAGUGGCUCUUUGGCGAAAAAUGGGUCGGCUAGUACGUGGUUCUUCUCGCAGCACCCCAAUCAAACUGUGAACCAGACUGUCUACACCGGGCAAAAGAAUGCAGGGAUUAUCCGAGGACCAGUGGUGGAGCGGCGUUUCUGGAUCACGGGGGUUGUGAUGCUGCUGAUUAGUGGCAUGUGGGUGGAACCAUAUAUGGUACGUCCGAUCGGAGACUUAUGUUUCCUUCCCCUGUAA